UGUUUGGCAGCUUUGAAAGCCCUUUGCUGGGUAGCAGUUAGCCCAGGGCAGGACAGAAAACUUAAUUAUACUCAACCACAUAACUUUUUAGCUCUUCUUCAUACACACACACAGAUGUCCUACCACCACUGCCCUCAACUGGUCAAAUUUCAUCACAAAAUGAGAAUUUGAUAGCUCUGUUGAUUGAUCAAAGAGAGUCACCUCUAGCUAUCUUCACAUCCAGACUGCUUAGCCGACAGGAGAAGGGAAUGAAGUCGAAUAAGACUUGAUUGCUGAUCAGUUGGUGCCCAUCGUAAAGCUCUUCCCCAUGGCUAAAACAGGGAGAUAAAGAACGGUCACCACCAUCAGCUGGACCUCUUCAGGGGUUGUCUUCAAGGUGAUGUUUCCAUGCUGAUCCGGAGAACCUCCCCAAAGCCGGUCUCUGACUUGCUCAAGAUUCCAGGAUCCCUUCUGCUUGGUUUCAUCUGCCAUGCUUCACCACACAGCAUUCUUAUUGCACUGUCUUCCCCUGGUCAUGGGACAGUAUGAUAUCUGCAAAUCCUGGGUAACCACAGACAAUGGGCCCAUGUGGGAGUUUUACGCUUGCCAACCCAAAGCCGUGGCCAUGAAGGACUUUGCCACCGUCAGGGUGGAACCAUCCGGCAUCACCUGUGGGAAUCCGCCCGAGCGCUUUUGCACACAUGAAAACCCAUAUCUGUGCAGCGACGAGUGCGAUGCUUCGAACCCAGACCUGGCCCACCCCCCCAAGCUCAUGUUCGAUAAAGAAGACGAAGGCCUGGCGACUUACUGGCAGAGCGUGACAUGGAGCCGCUAUCCCAAGCCUUUGCUGGCCAACGUUACGUUGUCUUGGAACAAAAGCAUCGAGUUGACCAACGACAUCGUGUUGACUUUUGAGUACGGCCGGCCCACCAAAAUGAUUCUGGAGAAGUCGUUGGACAACGGGAGGACGUGGCACCCGUACCAGUACUACGCGGAUGAAUGCAAUGAAGCUUUUGGCAUGCCGGCACGGAAGGUGAGGGAGCUUUCCGCCAGCAGUGUCAACAGGGUGAUCUGCACGGAGGAAUACUCGCGCUGGGCGGGGUCCAAGAAGGAGAAGGACGUCCGCUUCGAGGUGAGGGACCGCUUUGCCAUUUUUGCUGGGCCAGAGCUUAAAAACAUGGACAACCUUUACACCAGGCUGGAGAGUGCCAAAGGCCUGAAGGAUUUCUUCACCGUGACAGACUUGAGGAUACGGCUUUUGAAACCGGCUCUCGGGGGGACCUAUGUCCAAAGGGAGAACUUGUACAAAUACUUCUACGCGGUCUCCAAUAUUGAAGUCACAGGCAGGUGUAAAUGUAAUCUCCAUGCCAACCAGUGCAUUUUCAAGGAGGGAAGUCUCCAGUGUGAGUGUGAACAUAACACGACGGGACAGGACUGUGGCAGGUGCAAGAAGAAUUUCCGCAGCAAGUCCUGGAGAGCUGGCUCCUACCUUCCCCGUCCCAACGGUUCUCCUAAUGUGUGUGCAGCUCCCAACUUUGGCAUUUUGUCCAAGGCCUCCAGACUCAUCCAGCUCAAAUCUGGCUCUGUUCCACUGAUCUCUAUUGAAACAUUUCAAGACUGCGAAUGUUAUGGACAUUCCAACCGGUGCAGCUUUAUUGACUUCCUGAACUUAGUGACCUGCAUUAGUUGCAAACACAACACUCGGGGACAGCACUGCCAAUAUUGUCGGCUCGGCUACUACCGAAAUAGCUCUGCGGAGCUAGACGAUGAGAGUGUGUGUGUGGAUUGCAACUGCAACCGAGUUGGCUCGCUGGCCAACCGUUGUAAUGAGACAGGCCACUGCGAGUGCAAAGGCGGUGGUGUGACAGGGCCGAAAUGCGAUGACUGCUUGCCCGGGUACUACUGGAGACAGGGAUGCUUCCCAAAUGUCUGUGACGACGAGCUCCUGAUUUGCCAAAACGGAGGCACUUGUUACGAGAACCAGCGGUGCCUCUGCCCCCCGGAUACCAAGGGCGUCCUGUGUGAACAAACUAAGUGUGAGGGUGAAAACACAGAGUGCGACUCGGCCUCUGGGACAUACCUCAGCCUUUCAGCGUUUGUGGCCGGCGCUCUGGGCCUGCACAUGCAGCAGCUGUUGGGCCUCUGAAGGGCAAGGACGGAGGUGGCCUGCCAAAAUCACGUGAAGAGCCUCAAGCGAAAGCGAGAAAGGAUGGGACAGCGUGAAAAUGUUGCAAGCUAGGAAGCAAAGGCCCUUCCCAGCCGCUGGUGUUUCUUGGUCCUCGUUGGCCUAUCGCUGAAGGAUUCAAAGGGGGUUCCUGUGCCUCACGGAGGUCACUGGUUGGACGUGGCUAAAGGAACAGGGACAUCUUCUGUUGCGUCACCAAGACGGGAUAGAACAGCUUGACGGGACUUUGGGGAAAUGCAAAGCGUUUGCAUCCUUCCAACUAUCUUCUCAAGGGGCGAAUUGUCCAGGGCUCCUCUCUGCACAGGGGCAACUGCCAAAAAGGGGACAGGG
Molecule: messenger RNA, 2494 nt
Organism: Candoia aspera
Lineage: Eukaryota; Metazoa; Chordata; Lepidosauria; Squamata; Candoiidae
Gene: NTNG2
Product: netrin G2
Exons: 8
Coding region: 470-2125 (551 amino acids)
Biological process (GO): animal organ morphogenesis; substrate adhesion-dependent cell spreading; tissue development
Cellular component (GO): basement membrane
Source: RefSeq, a predicted model, not a curated record